CUCGCACAGUCUCAUAUCAAAGCAUUUACUCUGCUAAAGGCUGCACAUUUUUAAGACAUUACAGAUCACAGCAAAACCACAGCAGGUGAAGGUCCCAUCCAUCGCCACUGUGAGAUGCAUUUGAACCUACUAAGCCUUGCAAACAUUAAUCCAAUAACUAUCAUUGGCCAGUCUGAGCAGCUGGAUGAACAAAAGAACACUCCGCCUCUUUACGUUGAGACCACUCUUACUGGAGCACAGUUCAGUUACAAACAUUGCAGUGGUGCAGUCAUACUGUAUGCACAAUGAUGGACUUUACCUUGAUAACAGCUUUACUCUGUACCUUCAGUUGGAUCUCCGUCUCAGUUUCUGAGUUUCACACUGUGGAGGUCCAGUCUGGUGAAGAAGUCACACUGAUGUGUUCCAACUUUACCAGUUCACCUUCUCACAUCCUCUGGUUCAGACUGUCCAACAGACCCAACGUCAGCUGCAUCUCCUCUAUGGUCAGCUCUGAUGCCAAUGCUUCAUUCUGUGAUGGAUAUCAAAAUGGCAAAUUUAAUAUGACAUCCAACACCACUACCCUCUUUCUCAAGAUCAAACAAGUGGAUUUAUCUGACUCUGGACUGUAUUUCUGUGGAUUUAACUCAGAUGGAAACUCAGUCAUUGUCAGUGCGACAUAUCUAAAGGUUCAAGAAACGUUUGAUGGAAUAACAAAUCUGACGAGUGUGAUCCUGGGUGCUCUGAUUAUUUUCUUCAUUAUAGUCAUCAUCGGUCUGCUUGUCAAAAUCAGGAAGCUUCAUACAGCUCCUAAAGAGGGACAGAAUCCACCACACAGUGAGAACCUGGUCUCUGAUGCCCUGAACUAUGCAGCGCUGAGUUUCCACCCAAAAGCAAAAAGCAGCAGAAGGCCUGCAUCAGAGAAGCAGCUGGAGUCAAAUGUUGUGUAUGCUGCCACCAGAUAGACUCAGGAAACAUCUGGAACAGCAGCUCAGAGUGGAACUGAUGCGUUAUCAUAUUGAACUGCUACUAAAGGAGGACUUACCAUCAUUGUCGAAAAAAUUCUCAUUUUGUAAUAAAGAUUCUGUAUUCAUGCAAACUGUGCUAUCUCUGCUACAAUUUUAAUUCUACUCUCCAGCCAAAGUCUCUUUCUUACUUGUUUUGUUUGUCUUCAAUUUGUCUUAGAUAGAGAGCAAGAGAAUAUCAUUGGUGUUUAAUGAAUCAACAACAAGGCCUUCAUGUUUCCAAAGAUUGAUACCAAGAAAUCUUUGUUUUCCCAAUGGGAAGAUAUAGAAGGUUGAAUGUUAUCGGUAAACAGUAUGCUGUGACAAGAACAGACUUUUCAGUGACAGCUUCCGUGGAGUGUUUAAACUUUUGAAAGUAAACGUGACAAGUAGCGCAGUUUUUGAUGGAAAUCAGGGCGAGGAGCUGAGCCUGAGUCUGACAUCACGCUAACUAUUGAUCAUUCGGUUAUCCCUCUGUCAGCAGAUGGACUCAGGAAGAAAGCAAAACUGAUGCUUUAUCAUAAUAAUCUGCCAGUGUGAUUUUUGUUUAUAAGUGAUGGGUAGGAGGAAUUAAGAUCACCUAUGUGAGGUUUAAAAAAAGGUAAUAUUGCAAUAAAUGCUAUGUAUUCAUGCAAAAUUGGAAACAUUUGAGAUAAUUAGAGUACAUUUUCUCUUUCGUUUGAUGGAGGAGUUGAAAUAAGGACAUUGAUGACUGAGGGUUUAUAGUGAGUUAGAUGGAGGUCUGCAGCAGUGGAGGAGAGAGUGAGUUUCACAUCACUUGUUUGACAGGAAGAGAGAGCACAAUGUGGGCAGAGCACAGCUGAUGUGAGAAUCAUGAGGUGAGGCGAAAUAAAAUGUGAAAUCAAGCAAUGAACAAUUGUGUACUG
Messenger RNA from Siniperca chuatsi (mandarin fish), 1867 nucleotides. RefSeq lists its product as uncharacterized. The record is from RefSeq and is a predicted model, not a curated record. Bases 285 to 941 code for a protein of 218 amino acids. Lineage: Eukaryota; Metazoa; Chordata; Actinopteri; Centrarchiformes; Sinipercidae. The transcript is spliced from 6 exons. Gene Ontology annotation, biological process: response to bacterium.